CACCAACAAUACCAACAACACCAACAACACAAACAAUACCAACAACACCAACAACACUAACAAUACCACCAACAACAACACCAACAACACCAACAACACUAACAAUACCAACAACAACACCAACAACACCAACAACACAUCACACCAACAACACAGCAACACCAACAACACCAACAACACCAACAAUACCACCAACAACACCAACAAUACCAACAACACACCAACAAUACCAACAACAACACCAACAACACCAACAACACCAACAAUACCAACAACAACACCAACAACACUAACAAUACCAACAACAACACCAACAACACCAACAACACCAACAACACUAACAAUACCAACAACAACACCAACAACACUAACAAUACCAACAACAACACCAACAACACUAACAAUACCAACAACAACACCAACACUAACAAUACCAACAACAACACCAACAACACCAACAACACAUCAACACCAACAACACAUCAACACCAACAACACAUCAACACCAACAACACCAACAACACCAACAACACUAACAAUACCAACAACAACACCAACAACACUAACAAUACCAACAACAAU
This is a messenger RNA of Labrus mixtus (cuckoo wrasse), 582 nucleotides long. RefSeq names its product probable serine/threonine-protein kinase dyrk1. NCBI's taxonomy places the organism in Eukaryota, Metazoa, Chordata, Actinopteri, Labriformes, Labridae. The record is from RefSeq and is a predicted model, not a curated record.